Messenger RNA from Erpetoichthys calabaricus (reedfish), 5799 nucleotides. Its product is annotated as zinc finger protein 16-like. Gene Ontology annotation, cellular component: nucleus. NCBI's taxonomy places the organism in Eukaryota, Metazoa, Chordata, Cladistia, Polypteriformes, Polypteridae. Gene Ontology annotation, biological process: regulation of transcription by RNA polymerase II; central nervous system development. Gene Ontology annotation, molecular function: RNA polymerase II cis-regulatory region sequence-specific DNA binding; DNA-binding transcription factor activity, RNA polymerase II-specific. The record is from RefSeq and is a predicted model, not a curated record. The transcript is spliced from 4 exons. The coding region runs from base 310 to 1707 and encodes 465 amino acids.
CGUUUCCAUUUGCUUGAUUUCUCCAACGGAAGCCGCGGGCUGAUAUACGAGACGCGAUUCAGCUCUUUUAGAGACUAAAGGGAGCAGAAGAAUAGGAAAGAAGUAGCGGACGAGGACGAAUGUCGUUGCUGCAGGAUCGUCCGCCAAGCAAAGCCCGUCACUAUGGAAGUGUCUUGAUGUUUUAGCAGCCUUCCACACCCCAUCCCUCACAACCCGAGAGAUAAAAGGAGUCUACUUGCCAAUUCCCAUGGCCAUGCAGCGUGGUGUAUAAUGUCCUCCAGGCCAAGGCUGACCAAGUGAGAAUUGAAUAUGACUAGAGAAGAGCAGAAGAGUUUUACACAGAACAUGGCGUCUGACACGUUUGAAAGACUGGAGCAUAUUAAACAAGAGGACUGUGGAUGGGGCUCACAAGUGGAUUUGUGUGUGAAGGUGGAAGACUGCGAAGGAGGAAUUUCAGCUUUUAAAGAAGAGGAGUCCAAGGGGGUGACAAUGGACUUUAAAACGGGGCUUUCUGAAAGUUUCCCAAUUAGCCUUGAACCAGAAGACCACAAAACUAGGAAUAGUUUCAAGCAAGAUAUUUGUGAAGAAUCUCAUUCCAGUUUACAGCCCACUAAUAUGGGACAAGCGGCUACACAGCAGAAUUCUGUGGAAGUGAAGUCAGAGUUAACGGAAUUUGAAGAGAAAGUGAUGGAUGGAAAUGGGAGAGAAGGCGAAGAACAGCAGUCAUCUGGGAGUGUUGGAAUAAGUUUGAAUGGAAAUGGCAGCUUCUCCCCAUCUUCCAUUGUUCAGACCUCUCCUCAUUGCAGACUGCAACACAGACAGGACAAGGUGAAGAUGAAGAAAUCAACAAAAGGAUCAGAGAAUUUGCAGUGCGCUUCUCUUCCUGUUGUGAGGCUAAGAAGGAUAAAGGCCAUCAACACUGAAAAACAAAAUGUUCAUGGUGCAGAUCAGGAGGCCCUUUCUUCAGUGAAACAGUUCAGAACUCAAUCUGACAGAAAAGAGAAGUCAAAUCAAAUGAGACUGGAUCAAUAUUGCUGUUCUGAAUGUGGGAAAACAUUCCGUUUUAUUAGCCAUUUCCAAAGACAUGCAAGGAUUCACACCGGAGAAAAACCAUAUGGCUGCUUUGAAUGUGGCAAAAGAUUCACCAACAAUUCUACACUUCAGAAGCACAAAAGAAUUCAUUCUGGAGAAAAGCCAUAUUGCUGUUCUGAAUGUGACAAAAGAUUCGUUUGUAAAAGCAUUCUUCAGACCCACCUGAGAACACACACAGGAGAGAAACCAUAUUGCUGUUCUGAAUGUGGCAAACCAUUCUCUGAUCGUAGCGCUCUUAAGAGGCACGCAAGAAUUCAUACCGGAGAGAAGCCAUAUUGCUGUCUUGAAUGUGGCAAAAGAUUUUCCUAUAACUGCAAUCUCGUAACACAUUCAAGAAUACAUACUGGAGAAAAGCUCUAUGGAUGUUCCGAAUGUGGCAAACGAUUAUCUGAUUGUAGCUCUCUUAAGAGGCACAAAAGAAUUCAUACUGGAGAAAAGCCAUAUUGCUGUCCUGAAUGUGGCAAACGAUUCUCUGAUGGCAGUGCUCUUAAGUGGCACAUAAGAAUUCAUACUGGAGAGAAGCCAUAUUGCUGUUCUAAAUGUUGCAAACGAUUUACUUUCAGUAGCAGUCUUUGGCUGCACGCAAAAAUUCAUACUGAAAGAAAGACAAAAUAAUUCAUACUGGUGCAAAGAAAAAAAUUCAGCUUGCCACUUCCACAGAUGCAUUGGGACCAAACUGCAGACCAAAAACCAAAAAAUGAGGAGGUGUUAGUCACUUGGGACAGACUAAUGUCAGUGGACAGAAAAAUAAAAUACCAUGAAACUAGACACAGUCGUCAAAGACAGUUUGACAGAGCUUGGAUUGAUGUUUCGCUCCAACGUCAAUACUCGGUAUGAAUGACAAAAAACAGCCAAAUAUAAAGAAAUCUGAGCUGAGCCAGAUGUGGAAUAAAAUCACAGAGAUUGUGCCAGUGGUGCUGGGAUCAGCAGGCCUUAUUAAAAACAACUUCCAGGUCUAUCUGGACGCCGCACCAGUUAACUUCACUCCAUAUGAAUUUCAGAAGGAAGCACUAUUAGGGACAAUGCAAUUACUACAUUGAGCCCUGGCAGCAAACCUAAGAGAGUAAAAUAGUAGCAAUGGAAAAAUCAGUCUGCUGUACAGUAAAACACACACAUGGAGACCCCCUGAUAAAAUCUUUACAAUACUGCGUCAGUCUAAAUCUAUUAGGAUUAUUAGCAUCCAUCCAUUUGCUGUUGAUGAAGCUUUUCAUACAGAUGUUCAUCGUGAUGGUGUGACAGGAAUGCAUUCUUUGACACCACAUAGUCCACAUUAAAACAUCCGUACUAAUAACCUAAUUAAAACUAAACGCAUACGUGUGACGUCGGCUCACUUGACAUCAUUGACUGUACGUUACGCCUUGGCCUAAUCUGUCACUGCUAAGGUACAGUCAACAAGCAAGCAAUACCUUUGGGACGUGAGAUUAAACGGCGAACAUUCCAACCUUCUUUAGUGUAUAAAGGUCAGAUCAGGUGCGGCGGCAUGCACUGAUACAAUGUGUUGUCGCAUCAACCACGCGACGAAACGGCCCGGGAUCCCAGUUGGCAGCCACCCAGAUAGACAUGCGGUCCAGUCCCACCCUCCAGAAAUGACCAUCUAUCUGUCAUAGCCAGGUGAUACAUGGACGUCCCCCUGGCCUGGUCCAGCCACUCGGGUCCUCAACAAUGACGCUCCUCUUAGUCGGAUCACCCUCAGGGAAUCACUCCACAUGGCUGUAGUGCCGUAGCUGGCGCUCCCUCACACUGCAGGUAAUGUGCCUCAUUCGGGACUCCGUGAGCAACACAAAAUCAAAGUAGUGGCACCCAAGGAUUCUCUGAACAGACACAGCACCAAAGGAGUCCAGUCUUUGUCUCAGGUAACUGGAUAGCAUCCAUGUAUCACAAACAGGACGCACCCGGACUCUAAAAACUUGGACCUUCAUCCUUUUGCAGAGAUCUCGGGAGUGACACACACCCCUAUCCAUUGACCUCAUGACUCCCCCAUGCUCUCCCAAUCUCUCUACUGACUUCAUAGGAAGAGUCACCAGAGAUAUGAAUGUCACUGCUUGGGUAAGUAAACAUCUCAACGAGGUCGACACUCUCUCUGCAGACAGACACACUGCUGAUGGCCAUGGCCAAGAGGUCAUUAAAGGCCUGAAUGUUGGUUUUUAUCAGGACCCUCACAAGCCCAGACACUCGGACUGUUCGCUCAGUCUCUUGAGAGCCUCCAUUGACUCCUCAAAGAUCACAGCAUUGUCAGCAAAGUCAAGAUCAGUGACUCUUUCUUCACCAACAGAUGCCCCACAGCUGCUGGACCCCACAACCCUGUCCAACACCCAGUCCAUGCAAGCAUUAAAACAGAUUAGGAACAGGACACACCCCUGACGAACCCCAGAAUCAAUCUCUGCACAGCACUCACAGUAUCCAUGUACAGGCCGUUCAUGAUAUCCAGCAACUGCAGGGGGAUCCUCUGAAGUCUCAGGACAUCUUCACAGGGCAGCUCGAUUUUAAUUUAAGUUGAACGCUUUAUGAAAAUUGACAAAGGCUGAGAACCCUUAAUGCUGGGAUGCGGUCGAUGGUAGACGUCUUGGGCGUAAAACCAGACUUCUGGUCGGUGGUAGGUGAACAAAUGAUCACGGAUCCUAUUGAGGAUGACCCUAGCAAAGACCUUACCCGGCACAGAGAGCAGUGUUAUCCCCCUGUAAUUGCCACAAUCCAAGCGAUUACCCUUACCUUUCCAGAUGGGGACAACAAGCCCUGUUUUCCAGUCAGUUGGGAUGACACUCAUCUCUCAAAUUGAAACCAAAAUUGCUUGCAAUGCCAGGAGGACAGCCUGACUACCAGCCUAGAGAAGUUCACCCCUGGAUAGCACAGAUCUCUGUAGCCUUCUACCAUCAGUUGAUUCACCACCUGUGCAAUUUCAGUGAGCUAACUGGGUGGUUCACAGCUAAUUGGAGCAUCAGCUUCAAGAACCAUGGACUCAGAGAUAUCCAACAUCCUAGCUGGAGGAUCAACUUUAAACAUCUGCUCAAAGUAGCCAGCCCGACGGGUCACAACUGCAGUGUCAUCCGUAAGGACCGUUCUAUCAGCCGCCCUGACUGUGACUCUCCGAGAAUCAGAUUCAAAUGUGCUUAAUGCUUUGAUUCCUCUGUAAGCAGGAUGUGGGUCACUAGACCAUAGAUGGUGUGUCACUUGCUCACAGAUUCCUCUAACAAAUGCUUCCUUAUCUACCCUCAGAGCCCUCACAGCCUUCCUUCUUAUUUCCCGGUUCAGACCGGAUUUUCCAUCAAGCCAUGCACUGUGACUCCUCUCGAUGAUAUCCAGGGUGCCCUGCGAGAUGAAACGCCUUCUUCUGUGAACACCGGUUAACACCAACACAACUCUGACCAUCCAGCUUAGGUCCGGUGGGCUACCAUCUACUAGGAAAAUGAGGCCGGACCUGCACAGACUCCGAGAUCAGGCUGUUACUGACGAGUUUGCACGCAGUUUAUGUGAGGAACUUACAGACUCGGCCGCGAUUUCUUAUCCUAAAGUGAUGUGGGAGACCUUCCAUGGCAAGAGCCCUGAUGCUUGCUGAGAGUGUAUAAAGAUAACUCCCCCCAAGUCUGAACACUGACUGAAUCUGAAGUAUGACUGUGGCUAUUCGAGCUUGAUAAACCCUCAGUAGCUCUAAUUUUUAAGCUUUCCAGAUAAAUGCCUUUUCAUUGAAGUUUACACAAAGUUGCCUGACGAUAGAACAUCUGUGACUGACAGUGAGUUAUGGCCAAUGAAAUCCACAGAGUCCGUCACUGACAUGUGAUUGGGGGCUUUGCUAUUGGCUCUCAGUUAUUGAAGACUAAGCCGACUGAUGGAUGAGACGACCAAUGAAAGACACCAGCAGCGAGGGAUCCUUGCACAUGCGCACCAAUCAAUGCUCAUUCAUUUUGCAGUUUUAAAUAAUUUUUAAUAAAUAUCCUGGCAACUGCACGCUUGUAUGCACAGAGUCUUCGUCUUCUUCCUUUGGUUCCUCCUGCUAGAGGUUGCCACCAUGGAUCGUCUGUUUCUAUAUCUUCCUGCCCUCGUCAUCUUGUUCUGUUACACCCAUCACCUUCAUGUCUUCUCUCACCACAUCCAUAAACCUUCUGGUUGGCCUUCCUCUUUUUCUCUUCCCUGGCAGCUCUAUCCAUAGCACCCUUCUCCCAGUAUACCCGGCAUCUCUCCUCUGCACAUGUCCAAGUCAACACAUUCUGGCCUCUCUGACUUUGUCUCCCAACUGUCCAACUUGAGCUGACUCUCUAAUGUCCUCAUUUCUAAUCCUGUCCAUCCCCGUCCCACCCAAUGCAAAUCUUAGCAUCUUUAACUCCGUCACCUCCAGCUCUGUCUCCUGUGCCUCCGUCUCCAGCCCAUAUAACAUAGCUGGUCUCACUGCCGUCCUGUAGACCUUCCCUUUCACUCUUGCUGAUACCCGUCUGUCACAAAUCACUCCUGACUCUCUUCUCCACCCACCCCACCCUGCCUGCACUCUCUUCUUCACUUUCUCUUCCACAAUCCCCAUUACUCUGUACUGUUGAUCCCAAGUGUUUAAACCUUCGCCAACUCCCCACAUCCUCACCAUUCCACUGACCUUCUUCUAGUGUUCUCAAAUAUGAAAUCUGACUGUCACUUUGAACCAUAAAAGUGAUGGUGGAAUAAGUCAGUUGGCUCAUCCCCUCGAGUCCACGCACCACGGACAAAUCUGAGACCAGGAAGACA